Molecule: messenger RNA, 4511 nt
Organism: Parasteatoda tepidariorum (common house spider)
Lineage: Eukaryota; Metazoa; Arthropoda; Arachnida; Araneae; Theridiidae
Gene: Pgant6
Product: Polypeptide N-Acetylgalactosaminyltransferase 6
Biological process (GO): protein O-linked glycosylation
Cellular component (GO): Golgi apparatus
Molecular function (GO): polypeptide N-acetylgalactosaminyltransferase activity
Source: RefSeq, a predicted model, not a curated record
UAUUUUGACAUGUUGACAUAAAUCAGAAGUAACAACAAUUUUGUUUUUGCGUGUACACCUGUAGUUUUGAAAUCAGAAUAAUAAAAUUAAGCAUGCUUCGGCGAAAUGCGCGGAAGUUGAUUAAGUAUGUUUGUUUAGCAAUUUUAUUAGUUAUUGGUAGUGGUUUGCUUUUUAAAUCUUUCACCACGAUUAAUUCAAUUGAAGCUGAGAAUUCUUUUCGGAAAGGAAAAUACUUGGGAUUACCUGAUGCUCCUGAUAAGCACAAAAUUGCACCGAUUGACGAAAAAAUUGAUUGGCACAAUUACACCUUGAUGAAAUUAGAGAAAGAAAGAACAGGUCCAGGUGAACAAGGAGCUGCUUUUGAUUUACCACCUGGCACUGAUCAAGAAAAAGAUAAACUGUAUAAAGUAAAUGGCUAUAAUGGUUUAGCAAGUGACUACAUUGCUAUAAAUCGUUCUGUCAAUGACAUAAGGCAUGAAGGUUGCAUGAAAAAGAAAUAUCUCAGAAAACUUCCUUCUGCCAGUAUUGUUGUACCAUUUCAUAAUGAGCAUCUCUCAACUCUACUACGUACUGCCACAAGUGUUUUAAACAGAGCUCCACCAGAAUUAAUUAAAGAAGUUAUUUUAGUUGAUGAUUUUAGUACUAAAGUGGAGUUGAAACAUGAUCUAGAAGAAUAUUUGAAAAAGCAUUUACCUAAAGUAAGAGUGCUAAGAGCAACUAAAAGAGAAGGCUUAAUUAGAGCCAGACUAAUUGGUGCAAGAGCUGCAAUUGGAGAUGUAUUGAUAUUUCUUGAUUCACAUACUGAAGCAAAUACAAAUUGGUUACCUCCUUUGUUGGAUCCUAUUGCAAAAGAUAAGAAAACUGUAGUUUGUCCCUUCAUUGAUGUCAUUGACUAUGAAACAUUUGCCUAUAGAGCUCAAGAUGAAGGAGCUCGUGGCUCAUUUGAUUGGGAAUUGUAUUACAAAAGAUUGCCUUUAUUGCCUGAAGAUCUGAAACAUCCUGCUGAUCCAUUUAAGAGCCCUGUCAUGGCUGGUGGUUUAUUUGCAAUGGAUCGCUUAUUCUUCUGGGAAUUGGGAGGAUAUGAUGAAGGUUUAGAUGUUUGGGGAGGAGAACAAUAUGAGUUAUCUUUUAAGAUCUGGCAAUGUGGUGGACAGAUGGUUGAUGCUCCAUGCUCUAGGAUUGGCCACAUUUAUCGAAAAUUCCCACCUUUUCCUAACCCUGGAAUUGGAGAUUUUGUUGGUCGAAAUUAUAAGCGAGUAGCAGAAGUAUGGAUGGAUGAAUACAAAGAAUAUCUGUAUCUAAGAAGGCCACAUUAUCGAGAUCUUGAUCCUGGUGACAUUUCGAAACAAAAAGCUCUCAGAGAGAAACUGCAAUGCAAGCCAUUUAAAUGGUUCAUGAAGGAAAUUGCAUUUGAUCAGCCAAAGAAAUAUCCUCCCAUUGAGCCACCUUCUUUUGCAUCUGGAGAGAUACGUAACAUUGGAAGUGAAUUGUGUAUUGAUACUAGGUUUAGGCAUCAAAAUGAUCGAUUUGGACUUGAAAAAUGUAUCAAAGGUGGUGCUUCCCAAGGUGGAGAACAGCAAUUUGAGCUAACAUGGCAUCGUGACAUCAGACCAAAGAAACGAACUGUUUGUUUCGAUGUUUCAUCGUCCGAUGAUCAUGCUCCUGUUGUACUUUGGUCUUGUCAUGGAAUGCAAGGAAAUCAAGAAUGGAAAUAUGAUUAUGUUAAAAUGCAUCUCUUCCAUCCUGUGAGUAACCACUGUUUAGACUGUGACAGUGAAAGAAAAGAAAUAUUCAUGAGUCCUUGUGAUGAUAAAAUACUAACUCAAAAAUGGAGGUUCCAAACUUUUAACAAAACUGCAAUUGAUAACUGGUGAUAAUUCUAAAGCAAUAAUUAAUCUGUUAAUUUUUGUUGAGAUUUGCUUACAUUCCAUUUUUGUAUUUGGAUUUUGUUUCCUUUUUGCUCUGGUAGCAUUUCUUUAUAUUAUUUGGUUUUGUGCCAAUUUUAUUUUUUUAGGUCUAGGUUAUUUAAGAUGUUUACAAGGUAUUUUGUUACAAUCAUAUAGUGAUAUAGAAUAUGUAAGCAAUUUUUUUACUCAAUGAAAUAAUGCGAAAUUUUAACUCUGUUAUCUUGAUACGCAUAUGCUGUUAAGAAAGAGAUGUGUCUUUGUUAGGUUGUAUGUUAACAAAUUGUAUUAUUUUCUGUGAGCAACAAUUUAACAUAGGUAUGGUAAAUCUAUAUAAAUAAUGUUAUAUUGUUUUACAAUAUGGCAAAUUUUUAUCAUUGUGUCAGUUAAGAUAAUUUUACAAUUUUUAAUUAAAAUGUCUUAAUCAGUUUCAAAUUUUAAACUCUUAACAAGAUCAAUAAAAAGAAAUUUUUAAAUCUCAAUGCUUAUAUCUAUACACACACAUAUAUACUGAAAAAAUGAGUUGUAAUAAACACUAAGUAUAGUUCAUUAUUUAAAAAUUUUUUAUUAGUACACAAUUUUGAAUUUGUUAAUUAUACAGUCUUCCAGGUAGGAAUGGGUAUUUAACCAAAAUUUUACUUAUAUAUUGAUUUUUAUGAUGCUCUUAUCAAAACCAAUUACUUCAUAAAGCAUAUAAAUAAUUACUUGAAUACAUAAAUUAUUUAUUAUUCAAUGACUAAAAAAUAUUUUGUUCAGUGAUGUUAAUACUUACUAUUGGGUAUUAUUCCAUAUCUUGAGAAGUAGGUAUAAAAAAUCACUUAAUUAUUAUUCGUAAUUGGUAGUGGUAUUAGUUACUACUGCUAUUAUCUAAUGUACUAAUUUAGGUUCUAUAAUAAUUUUUUACAAAUCUCCGAAACUGAGCAUAACAAAAAUUUAUUUCGGACAUAUGCUGUUAAGAACCAAGUAACUAUUUUAGAAUUUAAAUUUGAAUAAUUUAGAAAAUGAAAUUAAUUGAUUUUGCAACUGAAGCAUUCGUAUAUAUUAUCAAAUGAUUAAUUCAAUAUAUAUUAAUAUAGUUUGUAAUGAUUUAGUUCAUAAAUAUUUAAGAUAGUUUGCUUAAAACAUAAUUUUUAUUUCAUUCAUUAGAAUGAAUGCUUAGAAUACUUUGAACGCCAAUAUAUUUUAUAAGAAUUAAAACUGGUAUAGACUAAAAAAAAUUUCAACAUUAUUCUAGAAUGCAUAUUAUUUGUAUAUUAAUGUUGUUGAUAAGAAGUUUUUUUUUACGUAAUAGAAUGUAUUUUUUUAAGUAAAAAGUAUGUCUAAAUGCAGCAUUAUAUAUUAGAUUUUGUAAAAUGAAAAAUAUUAGUGAAUAAAUAUGUAGCUUGAAAAUUAACAUCUCUUGAGUAGCCGCCUACAAUAAAAAUAUUUUGCCUGAAAACUAAAAAUCUUUUUAGAUCCAUAAAAAAUAAAUUUAAACUACUUCAAAGAGUCGAGGGCAGGAAUAGCUUCACAUUAUUGUAUAAUAACUCAUUUGUGAUUAAUAAACAAAUAGUCUUCAAACAAUAGUCUUCAUUAAUAAACAAAUCCAUUUGUAUUAGUUUUUUUUUGUUUUUUUUGUAAUGAAAAUUUUGUUUGCUAACUCUUUUGUUUCAAUAUUUAAUUUACUAGCAAACUUAGCCUACUUUGUUUCUUAAAUAUUUUUUUUAAAUUAGGUGAUAUAAUUUCUAGUAAUAUUUUGAUUAUCAUUCUUGCUAAUUUUGAGAUCUGUUAUUUGUUUAUCAUGUUCAAAGUACCAGGGAUUUUAUAAAAAAGUAUGCAAUAAUCGUUAUGUUCUCCCCCUGAAGUAAAGUUCAAUGACAUUGAUAGGUAUUUUCCUGAUUUGUUCUAAUGUUGUUUUGAUUGGCGCACUUUUAAUUGUUGUUUUUCUGUCCAAAAUGAUUUACAAUUCCUAGUGUGAUAAAUUUGUUGCUCAUGUGAAGUUUAAAACAAUCUCAGUCCUGCAAAAUUUAAAUUAAGAAAAAGUGAUUACAAUGUAGUAACUGAUUUUUAUUUAUUUUGAUUAGCUGUUUUCAGUUUUUUUUUUCUUUCAAUUACAUGAUUUUUCACAAACUGAACUUGAAUAAGUGGAGAAAUUUAUAUAUCCUGGAGUGAAGUAACUUAAUCAUUACUAUUUAGAUAAGUGACGUGUUUCUGGCAGAUUUUUUUGUAAAUCUAAUGUGAUAAAAUUUAAGUCAAUGGGACUAAUCGCUUAGCAGUGAUAUUCGUUUUUAUGCUUCAAAAGUGUAAUUUAGUACCUUUUUAAACAUCUGACUUUUUUUUAUAUAAAUAAUAGAGGCAUCGUUUCAUUUAUAUUUUUAUGUUAAUUCAAAUUAAAUAAAAAUUAGAUCAUUCAAUGGAACAUAUAUUUCUGAAGCUAUAAGGGUUUAUUGCAUGGACAGGCAUAAAUCAAAAAUUAUAAUUUUCAUACAUAAAACCUGUAUUUCUUUUUAAACUAUUAGUUCAUUUGACUUCUUAUUAACUAAUAUCUAAACAAUAUCUUACAUGUCCAAAUGGAAAUUUUCAGACGUGAAAAAAUGUUUUAUUCAUUAAAAAUGUUCUUUUUACAUU